Molecule: messenger RNA, 930 nt
Organism: Camellia sinensis
Lineage: Eukaryota; Viridiplantae; Streptophyta; Magnoliopsida; Ericales; Theaceae
Source: RefSeq, a predicted model, not a curated record
AUGGGGAAAAGAUCUGGAAACAGUUUCAAAAAGGGCUGUUCAUUUAUUGGAAAUAAGAUACAAAAUACAGGAUCUUCUAGCAGCUCAAGUCAAAGUGGUGGAUCAAAGCCUAUUUGUACUCAGUCUGGGAGGAGACACAGAAGAGUUUGCCAUCGGGUAUCUGGUGCUUGCUUCUGGUGUGGCAAAACGGGCCACGUGAUAAAAGAUUGUCCAAUCGAGUCAGAGAAUACCAACCGUCCUAUAGCAAGUUCAACAGGAUAUGCUUCUGCGUCAAAAACAAAUGCUAGAACUAAUACUGGGAAAGAACCUCUAAGACAAGGUCGAGUGUUUGCCUUAAUGCCUGGUGACGUACAGAACACCGAAGUUGUGGUGUCAGCUAUACACCCUAUAUGUUCUCAAAAUGUAUGUGUACUGAUAGGUUCUGGUUCUACGCAUUCUUUUGUAUCGCAUGCUUUCUCUCAGAAAUUAACUAAACCAUUAGAACCUAUGCCAUAUGUGUUAUCUGUAUCUACACCGUCUGGAGAUUCUAUGACAUGUGCUUAUGUUUAUUCGGCAUGUGAUAUUGUGAUUAGUGAUAUGACAUUUGCUGAUGUGGAAACUAUUCCUGUUGCUUGUGAAUUUCCCAAUGUGUUUCCAAAUGACUUGCCUGAAGACUUAGUUGGUAGUGAAAUUGAAUUCACUAUUGAAAAAGAAUUGUUAUGUGACCUGGAAAAGAAUGAAAUUAAGAUUGUGAUGCGUGAACAAGGUGAAAUCUUAGCUGUUAUUUCCGCUCAGCUUGCAAUCAUUGAAGAAAUUAAGGAGAAACAACCACAAGAUGAAUUCUUGAAAAAGAUCAUGGAUGAAAUUGACUCAAAACCAAGGCCUGAGUUUCUCCUUAUGAGGCUUUGUAUAGAAGGAAAUGCCAUUCUCCUAUCUGGUGGGUUGAAGUAG